Dibothriocephalus latus is the source of this 561-nucleotide messenger RNA. NCBI's taxonomy places the organism in Eukaryota, Metazoa, Platyhelminthes, Cestoda, Diphyllobothriidea, Diphyllobothriidae. The record is from the annotation of a GenBank genome assembly.
AUGCGUUGCUUCUACGAAGUCCUUGGGCUUGAGAGAACCUGUGAGGCCUCCGAACUGAAAAAAGCCUAUUAUAAGGCUUCGCUGGAAUGGCAUCCCGACAAGAAUCAUGACAGAUUAGAAGAAGCUACAGUCAGGUUCCAGGAAAUUCAAGAAGCAUACCGCGUGCUUUCCGAUGUUCAAGAACGUGCCUGGUAUGAUCGCCACCGUGAGGAGAUUCUGCGUGGUGGGCAAGGUGGGAUUGGUGGAGACUACAAAGACGACAGUCUGGACAUCUUUCAGUUCUUCUCUCGUUCAUGCUUCAGCGGUUUCGAUGACGAACCUAAGGGUUUCUACACAGUCUACAACAAGGUCUUUGAAGAUAUUGCAACGGAGGAACGUCGCUCUGGUGACUGGACCUCCAGCGAAUCGGAAGAUGAGAGCAGUGAUGAUGCAGGACAGAGUUGGGAGGGGGCGAAUGAAGGAGAAAAAACGGCAUCUCGAAGACGACGACGACAGCCCAGUUCGUUUCCCCCCUUUGGUCAGGCGAACAGUGACUAUAACGCCGUUGUCCGUCCAUUCUAC